UCUAAUUCCCCUCUCCUCCCUCUCUCGAUCUUCACCGUCGAUUCCUUGGCCAUGUCGACGGCGGAGAUGGAGCAGCUGACCUCCGGAGCCAGCAACCGCAUAAUCCCGAUCCUCAAAACCCUAAGAGGCUUCCUCCUCCUCAUCCACACCUUCUUCCUCUCCUUCCUCCUCUGCCUCCUACCCCGCCGUCGCCGCAGCGGAAUCUCGGAGUCACUGCUCGAUGCGCCGUCGUCGAAGAAGCGAAAGUCGGCUUUCAGGAGAGAGGAGGAGGACACCUUCAGGCGCAGAGCAUUGGCUGAGGGGUAUCAAACCGGCGACGCCCACUGCUGGUACCGCUCUGCCACGUUCUUGUUCUUUGGUGGUCGCAACAACGCCCUCUUCUGCCGCUCAUGGUUCCCGGUCUCUGGUAUUCCAAGGGGUAUUUUGAUCAUCAUACAUGGGCUUAAUGAGCACAGUGGAAGAUAUGCUGAUUUUGCAAGGCAACUAACCUCAUGCAACUUUGGGGUGUAUGCAAUGGACUGGAUAGGUCAUGGCGGCAGCGAUGGAUUGCAUGGAUACGUUCCUUCACUUGACUAUGUUGUUGCUGAUACUGGUGCUUUCUUGGAGAAGAUUAGGUUAGAGAACCCUGGAGUACCAUGCUUCCUCUUUGGUCACUCAACAGGAGGAGCUGUUGUUUUGAAGGCGGCUGCCACCCCUCAAAUUGAAGGAAUGCUAGAGGGUAUUGUACUGACAUCACCAGCUUUGCGUGUUAAGCCAGCGCAUCCAAUUGUUGGGGCUGUGGCUCCAAUUGUUUCUCUGGUCGCUCCCAAGUUCCAGUUUAAAGGUGCAAACAAGAGGGGAAUUCCAGUGUCGCGGGAUCCAGCACAAUUGUUGGCCAAGUACUCUGAUCCCCUGGUCUAUACAGGUCCAAUCAGGGUCCGAACAGGCUAUGAGAUAUUGCGGAUCUCCACUCAAUUGACACGGAACUUUAAGUUUGUGAAUAUCCCCUUCUUUGUUCUUCAUGGUACUGCUGAUAGAGUCACCGAUCCGCUAGCCUCCCAGGACCUCUACAAUGAGGCAGCAUCCGAGUUCAAAGAUAUAAAGCUCUAUGACGGUUUCUUGCAUGACCUUCUGUUUGAGCCGGAGCGUGUAGAGAUUGCACAGGAUAUAAUUGACUGGAUGGAUAAGAGAUUGAGUGCUGGCAGUCGAAGAUGUUAACGGCCUGUAAUUCAAUUCGCCUACCCCUAUUCCGAAAAAAAAAGAAAAGCAUCGGAAAUUUACAUGCGUAGGGAAUCAUCGUUUUUGAAGCAGUUAGGCCAUAUAUCCUACUAUAUAAUUUUAGCAGUUCAAAGUUAUUUACAUUUAAGCGGGUUUCUUGUGAUCAUUCUUCAACGCUGGUGUCGUGUUUCGUUUGGUCCUGCCGCGGUUAUGAACUUGGGGAUGGAGACCGGAGAGCAUCAGAAAAACUCACAUUCUGUGGAAGGGUGAGGUGUUUUCGGUGGUCCAAUGUAGCCAACUUCCUAGCUACAUAGCAAGAUUGAUUUCUAAAUGUGUAUAAAGAAUAUGUUCAUAUCUUAUGGAUCAAUGUUCAACCACAUAUUGACUUAA
Pyrus x bretschneideri (Chinese white pear) is the source of this 1587-nucleotide messenger RNA. Its product is annotated as monoglyceride lipase. Gene Ontology annotation, molecular function: lipase activity. The record is from RefSeq and is a predicted model, not a curated record. The transcript is spliced from 7 exons. Lineage: Eukaryota; Viridiplantae; Streptophyta; Magnoliopsida; Rosales; Rosaceae. Bases 52 to 1197 code for a protein of 381 amino acids. Gene Ontology annotation, cellular component: membrane.